Messenger RNA from Anopheles nili, 1373 nucleotides. RefSeq lists its product as uncharacterized. Gene Ontology annotation, molecular function: copper ion binding; superoxide dismutase activity. Bases 127 to 756 code for a protein of 209 amino acids. Lineage: Eukaryota; Metazoa; Arthropoda; Insecta; Diptera; Culicidae. The record is from RefSeq and is a predicted model, not a curated record. Gene Ontology annotation, biological process: removal of superoxide radicals. The transcript has 4 exons.
UUGAAGUACUUCAGGAGCGUUCAGUUCCGUACGGGCAGUAUUUGUAAAUUUGCUUAAGUAACUUAUUAACGAUCACUGGUGAUCUCUCGAUCGGUCGCGCUUUGCAAAAGAUUGGUAGUAGUCAACAUGAAGGUGCUAAUUGCUCUUUCGGCCGUGCUGUGCGUCGUGCUGGCAAAGGACCAGCCGAGGAAAGCGAUCGUGUUCCUGAGCGGACACACCGGAGUCACAGGAAAUGUGACCAUCUCGCAGUCCUCCUGUUCAUCGAACGAACCCGUGUUUAUUGAAAUCAACGUUAUCGGGCUCACUCCCGGCAAGCACGGGUUCCACAUUCACGAGAAGGGUGAUCUGACUGACGGCUGUGCUAGCACCGGUGGUCAUUACAAUCCGGACAAGGUUAGCCAUGGUGCCCCGAAUGACCAGGUGCGUCACGUUGGUGAUUUGGGUAACAUCGUCGCUGAUGACAACGGCAUCGCUAAGACGUCCUACUCGGACACGGUUGUGUCGCUGUAUGGAGCCCGCAGCGUUAUAGGACGCGCGAUCGUUGUUCACGCCGAGGUGGACGAUCUGGGAAAAACCAACCAUCCGGACUCGCUGAAAACCGGAAACGCUGGUGGACGUGUGGCCUGCGGCGUGAUCGGAAUUGUAGCGCCCUUCGAUGAGCCGGACAAGGAGUGCAGUAGUGGCCAGCAGGGACUCCUGCCAGCGGUUGUCACGAUAGUGGCUUCGCUCUUCGUCACCCAGUGGCUCAUUGUGUAAAGACGAGGAACUGGCACACGCGUGUGUGCGUGUGGUGCUCGAAGGUGUGCGAGAGCGGUAUACGCGAGAACUAACGAUUAAUUAUGGCUUUCGGAAGAUAAUCUCUGGCAGUGCGUAGAGCAGAAGUUCCACCACGGCUCAACCGUCGUGCUUUCGUGUGGAUCCGAGUUCAUCGAACUCGCGCAACAUUUCCGUCCGAACACCUUCGUCCGUUGCUUUGGGCCAACAACUGCCAAUCGCCAAGUAGCUAGCAAGCGGCCAUCCUUUCUUGACCGUUAUUAUGUGCCGCAGCAUAUGUAAGAGGACUAACAAUAGACCGCCAACCCGUACAUAGCCGCUCGUUCAUCGGGGGCAGAUUCUUGGCAAAAGCUCGUCGGAAAGAAGACGAAGCUUUUGUCCACCGAGAAAAGAACGAAGUCGCAUAAGCACUUGUUUGCGUGGAAUGGUAUAUUUUUCAGCCCGUUCGCUCCCACUACGGCUCCAUGGACAUCUUCCACCUGACCGCUUCCGUUCCAGCACACCCGACCAUCGUCGUUAUUAGUUUGUUACUGUUGUUCUGUUCUUUGUUGGGAUCGUUUUUUGGGUAAAUAAAGCAAACCCAGGUGGCGUCGUCGACA